Culex pipiens pallens (northern house mosquito) is the source of this 589-nucleotide messenger RNA. Its product is annotated as transmembrane protein 203. NCBI's taxonomy places the organism in Eukaryota, Metazoa, Arthropoda, Insecta, Diptera, Culicidae. The transcript has a single exon. The record is from RefSeq and is a predicted model, not a curated record. The coding region runs from base 22 to 480 and encodes 152 amino acids. Gene Ontology annotation, cellular component: endoplasmic reticulum. Gene Ontology annotation, biological process: intracellular calcium ion homeostasis.
AGCACCAGCGGCAGCCGGAAGAUGACCGACGAGGUCGAAAUCAAGACCUACUUCAAACUGCUCGACGUCGUCAAAUGGAUCGGCAUAACGCAGUUCGAGAUGCUGGUCAAUUUGCUGGCCUUUCUCGUGUUCACCAUCAUUCUGACGGUCAAAGUGACCACCGGAACGCUGGCGGCCACCCCGAUCAGCACCAGCGAGUGGUUGCUCAUGUUUUCGCCCCUCUUUUGUGGUGAUUUUUGUAACGCGUACUUUUGCGUCAUCGUCGGCAUCCGGAUGUACCUGGGGAACAAGCACCGGCAGGCAUUGCACCGGCUGUCCUGGAGCAUCCACGUGCUGCUGCUGACCGCCGGCUUCAAGUAUCUGGUGUGCAUGAAACUGUCCGGCCAGAGUGGGCUCGAGUACAGCGAGGUCUUUUCGCCGAUCUUUGUGCUGCUGCAGUUGAUUGCGGUGAAGGCGUGCCAGUUCAAGCAGCAGUCGUGAGGGGAUGACGGCGGAACGAGCGGGGGUAGCGGUGCAGGUAAGGUGGGCGUUGAAUGUUUGGGGUCGUUCUUUAUUUUUAUGUUUCGAAAUAACAUGAUUCAUUUAGUAA